Molecule: messenger RNA, 2759 nt
Organism: Osmia bicornis bicornis
Lineage: Eukaryota; Metazoa; Arthropoda; Insecta; Hymenoptera; Megachilidae
Exons: 5
Coding region: 911-1912 (333 amino acids)
Source: RefSeq, a predicted model, not a curated record
AACGUUCGCGAGACCUAGUUUUCAAAAUUUCUUUUCUUUUCGAGAAAGAUUUUUUCGUAAGGUUUUAUCAGAGUGUCGCGAUAACAAAGGCGUAGACGCACGCGUGCGUGGUGGCAUAGCGUUUAUGGUGGCAACUGGCGUCGCGUCGCGUUUUAUCAGUCGACGCGAGUCGAACCGAGCUACGGUGUCCCAGAUUUUCAGUCGCACCAGUACACGCGACAGUGCAUAGCACGCAGCUGGCUGUCGAUCGACCGCCGAUCCUAGAUCGGUCCAUCCUCAGAACGGUUUCGCGGUUGAACGAGCGCGGAUCGAUCGAACCGGUAGCCACGUACACGACCAUGUUUCCGGAUACUUGGAACAGAUAGCCGCGAUUAUCUUUCUAUCAAGAUCAUCCGGGAUAACACCUGUCUAUUGGCUAGGAACGUGAUAUCGUUAAGUGGUGUCCUCUUCUGUGAUGUCGAUGAUCGUCGAACGUGCGAAAAGCGCGAAGGAACACGGAAACAGCGAGAUGUCGCCGGGCAUCGGAGUUUGUCGAACACAAUUUGACGUGUAUAUUUUGUAAGGAAACGAUCGUUGAAACGAACAGACGAGGGAAGAAAGAGAGAAGGAAACGAUCGAGCGGAGCGCAAGGUGCAACACGUGCUGCGCGACAGCUGUUUUCCGGUUCGGCUUCAGACGGUUUAAGGUUGUUUUUAAUUUCGCGGCUGAACGCGUUUCGGGAUACAACGAUGACGAGAAUAACGCCCACGAGGGCCUUUAUGCCAUUAAAAACUCUCGAAUAGGAGAGGGUAUUUUUCAUUUUUAUUCCACUUGAUGUUUAUAGUCGAAAGUUUUGGUAUUUUUGCAAGUAAAGGAAGGAGGGAAAGCGACGCUCUGAUCAGGUGAAAACAGAAAGGAUCCAGGUAUCAUCAUGGAGGACGAGGAUUUUGGUUUCACCAAGAGAAACGAUAAUAUUCUGAAGAACACCGACGAUUACGAUGCUAAGAAGAACGAUAAGGGUAGCAACCCUUCUAAUACCAAGACAGGAGAGACGGUUGGCGGACAUAGGCUGGUGAUGACAGCGCCGUUAUCCGGGGCGACAGGGGCCGGAAACACCGUCCCUGAGCGGCCAGCUAUCGCCUCUUCGUCCUCUCCGGCUUCCUCAGUCGUUUCCAACCCGCCGAACAUACCGAACGUGGUCGAGUAUCAUCUGAAAGUGAAGCCUGGACAAACGCAAAAGGUUUCCAGCCACGAUAACACUCCAGGAAGUCCAUCCGUAGAGGAGAUGAAGAAAGAAACGAAAAGUUGUACGCCCCCGAACGACAACAAGAAAGAUCUCGUGUCAAAGUUAUCUCGUCUAUCGAUCGACAACAACGUCUUCGAGGGUUCCACGGAUCUACCUCAGGUGUUUCAGGUGAAAUAUCUGGGCUCCCAUGACGCGAGGGGCCUGUGGGGCAUCAAGCACACCAGAAGACCCGUCGAUAACAUGGUGGCCGCUGCCAAGGCUUUACCAACCAACACGAUGCUCCCUCUGAUCAAGCUGAUCGUGUCUCCGGAAGGCGUUGCUCUGCUGCCAUUCGAGAAACGGAAACAGGAGCCGAACUUUGUCAGGAUGUACUCGAUCGAGACGAUCUCGUACGGUGUCCAGGACCUCGUCUACACCAGGGUUUUCUCCAUGAUCGUGGUGCGGGAAACGGAGAACUUUCGAAGAGUAUCACCGUUCGAGUGCCACGGUUUUGUAUGCGAGUCGAAGCAUCACGCUAGACAGUUAACUUACGCGUUGGCCGCGGCAUUCGAACUUUACUCGAGAACCGUCAGAGCUCAGGAUAAGAUGGCAGAGGUUGCAGGCAAGAACCCGAAGAAGAGAUUCGCCAUCGAUCUUAGAAGCCCCGAGGAAAUGGAGGCAGAUCUUGCCGCGGAUUCCGAGGCUUAGACAGCUCUUUUCCUCUUCUUCCUAUCUUUUUGUUGUCACGGCAAGGUUGAUGAGGAAAAGUGUCAGGCAAGAUUGUUGGAAUGCGAGGACAAUACAGGGUACGCAUCGCCUGCGAUGCUUAGUGUACAUAGAUUCUCUUCCCAGAGCAGGCAUGCAAACUCGUUUAAGAGGAAAGUAUUGAUUUUUCAUUUGCUGCUAAGAGAUUUGUUUUACGUAUAGAUUAGGUACACUUUCCAAUUGAAUAAACGUGAAAUGAUUUUAAGCGAUGAACGUUACGUUUCCAUAGGUAUUAUUUUGUAUUCGAUAGGCUCAGAAGAAAGAAACACUCUUUUCUUCCAUUAAAAUGUACUUAAGUUCAAGGUGCAGAUGUGUGUUUUAGGAUUCUUUGAAAGAACUGUUUACGAGCAGGAGUGUUGGUGUAAUUGUUGAUCGUUAAUUACUUUAUCGGCAUUUACGAACGGAGGAAUAGGUGCUGCCUAUCCACAACAUAAUGGCUAGUUAUCCAAAGAUACGAAAUAGAAGAAAAAAGAGGCCGAAGAUUACCGAUUUCAUUUCGGUGAUUUUUGCAAUUUCAUGAAAACUACGGAUGUCACUUGUUGAAUUAACGGAAAAGAGAAAAAAAAAAUAUAGAUUGGAUUUAAUUCUAGCCGCUUUUCGUGUGUUUGCGUGUGUGUUUUUCUUUUCGUCUUGCAGAUAUUUCUUGCAGUGUACAGUAAUUUUCAUCUGCAAAAUCUCUUCUUUUUGUUAUUAUUAUUUAAUUUAUUUCCGAUUUAGUAUUAAGUCACAGAACCAAUAUCGACACACAUAUCAGUUGUAAAUAAACGAUUAACGAAAGCGUUGCUAAUGA